GAUGAGAUGUAAACAUGAACGAAGGAAAGCUGAAAAUUUAUUUUGGAACAUAACAUCCCAUUUUCACCAUUAUUACAGUGAUUCGAACGACGGAAGCAGCUUGCGAUUAUCUUCUGAUGAUGGUGUGGUUGCUGUUUGUAAAUAUUGUAUUGUGGCUGUGAGGACGGGUCGUGAGUCGUGCUUGGGUAGUUCAGUUGGUAAAACACUUACUCUCAAAAGGCAAAGGUCCCAAGUUCGAGCCUCGGUGGCUGCCAGGAAGUUUCAUAUCAGCCCACUCUCCGCUGCAGAGGGAAAGUUUUAUUCUGGAAACUGUUGUAUUAGUUUACUACUGGGUGCACUUGAACGUAAUUGCAUCAUAUUUGGUUAUGGUCCAGCUUUACUCACCGAGUGUGAAAGACAUGGAAUAUUCUGAUGGUGUGAAAUAAAAGACAUUGUAUUCAUGCCUCAUUCCAUUGCUCGCCUAUGUGCCCACUUGAUGCUUGACGUUCCUGCCAUGAAGUUACAGCAGCAGCACUGUGUAUUAUGUUUCUGUGUGAGUGUAGUUCUACAAUUGCACCAUUCUGGCCUACUGGUACAACUUCAUUAAGACAUUGUAUUCAUGCCUCACUCCAUUGCUCGCCUAUGUACCCACUUGAUGCUUGACGUUCCUGCCAUGAAGUUACAGCAGCAGCACUGUGUAUUAUGUUUCUGUGUGAGUGUAGUUCUACAGUUGCACCAUUCUGGCCUGCUGGUACAACUUCACUAAGGUUGAUUCAAAGUACUGGUAGAGCUGUAGCAUUUCAUUUGAAGAAACUUUUCAAGGAGUGGUCCAUGGUGAGCUGAAGGAGAUAAACACAGAAAAUUGACAUGUUCCCAUGUGCACUUACACACAUGGACUGACAUCAGAGAAAAAUAACUCAUAAAGCGUAUUUACCUACAUCAAUGGUGUGCAGCCCCCUAUCUAUGUUAGAAAAUUGGAUGGUGAGAUAUUUCCCAGUUAUGUAAUCUUGAACAAACCUUUGAGAAUGAAUAGGAAUCAUCAAGUCUCAGCUGCUGGCAAUCAUGGGAAACAUGACUGUGAAAAUGAGCAACAAAUCAAGCAAGAAGUUUCUGUUGUGGAACAAACUGAGAAACAGUAUUCGUCCUCCCAGAAAAUAGAGAAUACUUUGAAGGACUCCUUUAAUGCCAUCUGUAAUGCAAAUACCAUGACACGUGCUGGAGAGAAAGCAGACAGAAGUGAUGAUGACAGCAAUUUAUCUGCAGGUGGUAAUGUCAAGGGCGAUGCCUUUAUCUGCACUUUAAAUAGUGGAUACGGUUGUGGUGUUUGUGGCAAAACAUUUGCACGGGCUAGUGCUUGUAAGAGGCAUACAGCAGUCCACAGUGAUGAAAGACCACACAAAUGUAAUGUUUGUGGACUAGCCUUUGCUCAGGUUAGUGAUAUCGAAAGACAUCGAGCUGUACACUCUGAUGAUAAAAUACACAAAUGCGAAAUUUGUGGCAAAUCUUUUACUCAGUUGGGUUAUCUCAAAAUGCAUGCAUUAAUACACAGUGGAAUGACUCCCCACAGAUGUGAUGUAUGUGGCAAAUUUUUUACUCAGUUGAGUACCCUAAAGAGUCAUUCAUUGGUACACACUCAAAAAGAACCCCACAAAUGUGAUAUCUGUGGCAAAUCUUUUGCUGAGUUUGAUACUUUCAAGGCCCACGCAUUGAUACACACAGGAAAGAAACCACAUAAAUGCGAAAUCUGUGGCAAAUCUUUUGAUGAGCUAUAUUCUCUCAACAGGCACGAAUUGAAACACGCCGGAAAGAACCCAUACAUUUGUGACAUUUGUGGAAAAGAUUUUGCUCUGUUGGGCAGUCUGAAAAGGCAUCUUGCAGUACAUACUGGACACAAACCACAUCAGUGUCAAAUUUGUGGAAAAUCAUUUACUGACUUGGGACAUCUCAAGGUCCACGUAGUAAUACACACUGGAGAGAGGCCUCACAAAUGUGAUAUUUGUGGCAAAACUUUUUCCCAUUUGAGCAGUCUGAGGAGGCAUGUAGGAAUACACACAAAUGUGCCACUUGAGGCAAAUAAACUUCGUUAACUGGUGUCUGCAAGGUUCUUACAACAAUGCACAUUGGAGGAGGAUCACACAUUUGUAAUAUGUAGGAAAUCAUUUAUUGGUGCUAACAUUUUGAAGACACGUGUGUUGAAUUGUGAUAGAGGGAGAUCAAAGAAACUGUGACAGCGUUGCAAAUCCCUUAAUACAGUUUGACAUUUCCAGAAGUUGCAGUUCUAACUGCUACAUAGGGGUCAUACAAACAUGACUAUAAUUAAUACUUCAAUGUACCUACUGAAGUUGAGACCAGAACAUGGUUGUUUUGUAAGAAAUCCUUUAUCUACUUUGGGAAUCAUAGGUACCACUCAGUAUUCGGUACGCUUGAUAGGCAAGGAAAUUAUAAGCUGUUUUGUCACUUAGAAUUCAACAAAAGCGUGCAUCUUAAGAAUCUUGAUGCUGUAUAUACUAUGCAAAAAUAUAAUAUUUGUUGUGUAUCAUUCACUUUGGCUAGUCAUCUUAACACUGGUGAAGACCACAGAAGUAGUGCUGUGUAUGUAAGUAAAAUAUAUGUAUGUGUGUACUGUUUGUGGUUAUCAUAUAUUAUAAAAUGGGUGAUAAUGAUAUGCAUCUUCAGAGAAGGAUGGAAGUCAGCUGCUGUUUAUACCCAUACACUACUGUCUUUUAGGGAGCUGUAUUUCAUGUAAAAUGCUUUUUUUUUUUUUUUUAAGCUCUGCUCAUGAUUCAAGGCUCAUAGAGAUUAGUGAGAAUUUUAAUUGCUUUCUUAUAUUUGGAAUAUGAUUUGAUACUGUAUUUUGAAUAAACAUGAGGUUUCCAAAAAUACCUACUUGUCUUUUGUAUUUUAUUUUAAGAUUUUUUUUGGUCAAGCAGUUUUCAAAGUUUCUUCCAACUUUCCUUAUGAUGAACAUAUUUUCAAUUUUCUACUGAAUGUGCUGGUUUGAUGUGUGUUGUCAUACCUGCAAGAUCGCAAGGCAAUUGUCAUGUGAUGGACAUUUUUCAGUUAUGUGGCUCUUCUGGUAUGUGACCAUCAUUUUAACCUGUUGUCUCUUGUAACAUGCCAUCUGAAGUAUUACAUUCGCUUCAAAAUUUUUAUGUAGUGUUCACAUAUAUGUUAUUUAUGCUCUCUCAUUUUUCUUAAUGUUCUUGUACAAUUGUUGGUUUGCCUGGUAGUGAAAAUGCAUUAAUUUUAAAUUU
Messenger RNA from Schistocerca americana (American grasshopper), 3233 nucleotides. Its product is annotated as zinc finger protein 708-like. The record is from RefSeq and is a predicted model, not a curated record. The coding region runs from base 1005 to 2066 and encodes 353 amino acids. The transcript has 5 exons. NCBI's taxonomy places the organism in Eukaryota, Metazoa, Arthropoda, Insecta, Orthoptera, Acrididae.